Ornithorhynchus anatinus (platypus) is the source of this 6448-nucleotide messenger RNA. It is a transcript of the gene NRP2, whose product is annotated as neuropilin 2. Gene Ontology annotation, biological process: vascular endothelial growth factor signaling pathway; axon guidance; angiogenesis. Gene Ontology annotation, molecular function: semaphorin receptor activity; vascular endothelial growth factor receptor activity. Gene Ontology annotation, cellular component: membrane. The coding region runs from base 501 to 3293 and encodes 930 amino acids. The transcript is spliced from 17 exons. The record is from RefSeq and is a predicted model, not a curated record. Lineage: Eukaryota; Metazoa; Chordata; Mammalia; Monotremata; Ornithorhynchidae.
CCAUCGGCGCCGCCCCCAUCGGCGCCCCCGACUCCCCCGCCUCGGCCGGGGGCUCGUGUCAUGCCAGAGGCGAGCCCGCCAUCCUCCUCUCGUCCUUUCCCCACCCUCGCCUUUCGGGAAAUGCCCGCCACGUCGGGAUGAAGGAAAUGACACUUUAAGGAACUGCAGAGAACACACACGUUUGGGGUUGCUGCUUUCUUUUUUUCUUCUUCUUUUCCGAAGAAGGGAAGCCGAUUUCCUCUUCCCCCGCUCCUUUUUUUUUCCCCCCCCCCGCUCUUCCGAAUCCGGGAGCUGUUCUGAGGUGGGUUUAUAAACGAGGCUGAGGGUGAAGACGUGAAGUCAAGACCCGAGAGAAAGAAAGAAAAAAAGGACGAUUAGGAACAUUCGCAGAGAAAAAAUCAAAAGGGGGGCGGGGGGGGGGAGAAAAAAAAAAGGCGCAGAAAGUGACUUACCCAGGAAAUCCUACAAAUCCAACUCUGGAAGAAGCCCCCUUCCUAAAAAUGGAUACGCUUCCUCUUGUCUGGGGUUUUUUAGCUCUGUGCUUAUCAGGAUCCGAAGUGAUAGGACAAGCAGCUCCGCCCUGUGGAGGACGGUUGAAUUCCAAAGAUGCUGGUUAUAUCACCUCCCCUGGCUACCCUCAGGACUACCCCUCCCACCAGAACUGCGAGUGGGUCAUCUAUGCCCCGGAACCCAACCAGAAGAUUGUCCUCAACUUCAACCCUCACUUUGAAAUCGAAAAGCACGACUGCAAGUAUGACUUCAUAGAGAUCCGGGACGGGGACAGCGAGUCUGCUGACCUGCUGGGGAAGCACUGUGGCAACAUAGCUCCUCCCACCAUCAUCUCCUCUGGCUCAUUGCUGUACAUCAAGUUCACCUCUGACUACGCCCGGCAAGGGGCUGGCUUCUCUCUACGCUAUGAAAUCUUCAAGACAGGCUCUGAAGAUUGUUCUAGGAACUUCACCAGCCCCAAUGGCACCAUCGAAUCCCCUGGGUUCCCAGAUAAAUACCCCCACAACUUGGACUGCACUUUCACCAUCUUGGCCAAACCCAAGAUGGAGAUCAUCCUUCAGUUUCUGACCUUUGACCUCGAGCAUGAUCCCUUGCAGGUUGGAGAGGGAGACUGCAAAUAUGACUGGCUGGAUAUCUGGGAUGGCAUUCCUCAUGUUGGCCCUCUGAUCGGCAAGUACUGUGGCACUAAAACCCCUUCGGAGAUCCGCUCGUCUACAGGGAUCCUCUCGCUCACCUUUCACACGGACAUGGCAGUGGCCAAGGAUGGAUUCUCUGCACGUUACUACCUGGUGCAUCAGGAUCCCCCAGAAAACUUCCAGUGCAAUGUUCCUUUGGGAAUGGAAUCUGGCCGGAUUUCCAGUGAGCAGAUCAGCGCCUCCUCCUCCUACUCCGAUGGGAGAUGGACUCCCCAGCAGAGCCGGCUCCACAGUGAUGACAACGGCUGGACCCCAAACUUGGACUCCAACAAGGAGUUCCUCCAGGUGGACCUGCGUUUUCUGACCGUACUCACGGCCAUUGCGACCCAGGGAGCCAUUUCCCGAGAGACCCAGAAUGGCUACUAUGUCAAAUCCUACAAGCUGGAACUCAGUACGAACGGCGAAGACUGGAUGAUGUACCGACAUGGCAAAAACCACAAGAUCUUUCAAGCCAACACUGACGCGACAGAAGUGGUUCUGAACAAGAUUCCCACUCCGGUGCUGACUCGUUUCAUCCGAAUCCGUCCUCAGACCUGGCACACGGGCAUCGCCCUGAGGCUGGAGCUCUUUGGCUGUCGGAUUACAGAUUCUCCGUGUUCCAACAUGCUGGGGAUGCUCUCGGGCCUGAUCUCCGACUCACAGAUCACAGCCUCCUCCACCCGGGAGUACCUUUGGAGCCCCAGCGUGGCCCGCCUCGUGAGCAGCCGGUCCGGCUGGUUCCCCCGCAUCCCCCAGGCCCUGGCCGGGGAGGAGUGGCUGCAGGUGGACCUGGGGGUGCCCAAGACCGUCAAAGGAGUGGUCAUCCAGGGGGCUCGAGGAGGGGACAGCAUCUCGGCCGUGGAGGCCCGAGCCUUCGUGCGCAAGUUCAAAAUGGCCUACAGCUUGAAUGGCGAGGAUUGGGAGUAUAUCAAGGACCCGAGGACCCUGCAGCCCAAGCUGUUUGAAGGAAACAUGCACUACGACACCCCCGACGUCCGAAGGUUCGACCCCGUUCCCGCCCAGUAUGUCCGCGUGUAUCCGGAGAGGUGGUCCCCGGCUGGGAUUGGGAUGCGGCUGGAGGUUCUGGGCUGUGAAUGGACAGAUGUGAAGCCCACUGCAGAGACACUGAAGCCAACGGUGAAGAACGAGGAGACCACCACUCAGUUCCCCACUGAGGACGAGACCACAGAAUGUGGCGAGAGCUGCUUUGACUAUGAAGUGCACGUCCCUGCGGGAUUCAACUGCAACUUUGAUGUCAUCGACGAGGCCUGUAGUUGGAUGUAUGACCGGGAGACCUCAUUCAGGAGCCCCUGGCCCGCAAGCUCCAGCCCAAACAGUGGUUCGCUGCCUGACGGCAACCAUUAUUUGAAGCUGCAGAGCGGUGGAAGGAGAGAGAGUCAGUCCGGCCGGCUCGUCAGCCCCCCGCUCCACUUGCCCAGACUCCCCCUCUGCAUGGAAUUCCAGUACCGCGCCACAGGUGGGAGUGGAACCACCCUGCAGGUGGUGAGGGAGACGAGCCAGGAGAAUAAACUCCUGUGGAUUGUCCGGGACGACCAAGGCAGCCAGUGGAGACAAGGACGGAUCAUCCUGCCCAGUAAUGAGAUGGAGUAUCAGAUUGCAUUCGAGGGAGUCGUAGGCAAGGGCCAUUCGGGAGAGAUCGCCAUCGACGAUAUCCGGAUAGACACUGAUAUCCCCUUGGAGAAUUGCAUGGAACCCAUCGCAGCUUUUCCAGGUGAGACUUUUCCAGUAGGUAUCCCAGAAAUACCCAGAAUUGCAAAAAUGGGAGACGAAGAUGAUGAAGAUGUUGAUGUCUACGAUGGGGACUGGAACAGCACCUUCCCGACCACCGCCCCCUCCUCCCCAAAGGAGGACAAGGAGAAGAGCUGGCUCUACACGCUGGACCCCAUCCUGGUCACCAUUAUCGCCAUGAGCUCCCUGGGCGUCCUCUUGGGGGCCAUCUGUGCCGGCCUGCUACUGUACUGCACGUGCUCCUACACGGGACUGUCUUCCCGUAGCUGCACCACGCUGGAGAACUACAACUUCGAGCUCUAUGACGGCAUCAAACACAAGGUCAAAAUGAACCACCAGAAGUGCUGCUCGGAGGCGUGACUGAUUGCCCCAGGAUCACAUUCGACAUUUCAUUCCAGCAGGAGUGGCUGGUGAAGAUUACUUUUUUCGCUCUGGGAACUGAAUGCCAUAAUUUCCAACAAACCAAUCCAGAAUCGUGAAGAUUUGGGCGUGAUGGACCGGGGAGGGGGGUGGGGAGAGGGAGGAGCGACCCUGGCUUCGGCCACCCGUGAAGAAGAUUUCGAACUGCCGAGGACUGUGGUGAACGGAUGGUUGCUUGAAUGAAACCUCUCUCUCUGCUGGGACUGGAGCUCAACUGCUUUGGGAUUUUUGUUGUUGUUGUUGUUGGGUUUUUUUUCGUUUUUGUCCUUGAGAGACUUGACGGCAUAGAAGAAAAUGACCUUUUGGGUGUGAGAAGCAGAAUGUUGAUCAUUAUUCUCCACCUCCUUUCCCCCCAUCAACGGUUAAGGAGCUGAAGCGUUUGCAGCCUGCCUUUAGAAGGAUACACCGAAAGCCCAUCCCUAUUAACCCCUUCUCAGAUAGUCUUGUGUGUAAGGGAUUUGUGAUUGGCUGCCAACCCUCCCACCCGCUCCCCGCCUGCGAUUUCUUUCUGCGAUGAAAGGAGGAUGUUGUCACCUUUAACUUUUCUUAUCCAGGGGGAAAAGAUGCUGGUUUAGGGUCACCGGAAUCAGCUCUUUUGAAUGUGAGAUUCAAAAGGAAACUUCACUUAGAAACCUCUCCUUGUGUGACACUGAAGAGCCUUAAAGUGCUUGUGAAUUGGAGCCAUUUGUGAAAUCCAGAUCGUGAGUUUGGUUGGAGGCAGCAGAGGCCUGCCCGACGAGGAGGCCCCCGUUCGUUGGGUUGUUUUUUCUUUUCCUUUCUUUUCCGUUCUCCUCCCUUCUUCUUGUCAAAAUAAAAUCCCCUCUCCCUCCCCCCCUCCCAACGAAAGACAGUGUCUAAGGGUUCUAAGAGGUGGGGAGAGAUCUUUGUUUGGUAUUCUUGGAGGAAGGCUAGGGGGAGAAUACAGGCCAUUACUGAAUCUCCUCCACUGCUGAAGUAUCUUCUCUGGUGACCCCUGGAUGGAGUGGAGAAGAAAGCAAACAAAGUAAAAGUGCAGCCCCUUGAGGUCGCUAAGUCAAGUGGCAAAUUUGAUAGGGGGACAUUUUGAUUCAUUAGCUUCUCUAAAAGGCGAGAAAACGUUGGCCUCCCCUUUGGAUGGCAGCCACCUCCUCUGCUCGUGGCAUUGCCGACACGGAGCGCGUAGAUCCUUGGCCUCAGCAGGAGUUCGGCAAGCAGGGAGGACCAACAGGAUCAAACUUCCUCCUCUCACCCUCCGACUGGAGGUUCCCCGUUCUCACCUCGUCUCCCCGACAGUGAUUUAUGAGUCUUUGUUAUCAAGUGCCUUGAAAAAAGAAAACAAGUAUUUUUCUUCUAGCUCGAUAUCAGCAGUGUUCCAUACUCUCCCGCCUCCACCGCUCCUCCUCUUCCAGAUCCUCCAUUGAGUCUUGAUCGUUGGACUCGGCCCUGUCGAAACAGGAAUCGACGUUCAGUCUGAACCCUAGUUGUCUCUCUCCUGGCCACCGGGGAGGGGUGUCGGGAUCGGGACUACAAAGUGGGAAGGAAAAGAUCGUCCCUAUUGAAAGCCAAAAGCAAAGCCCGUCGACUUGCGUGUGGAUCGCCAGUGGGCCGAUGUAGCUCGUCACAAACCAAACCUGACGCCGUAUCCAGUCUAUCGCAUCUCCUGUGAAUAGUAAGACUCAUCAGACCAUUUUUGCUGCUACUGUCAUCUACACUUUCAUUGUCUCAUAUCUGGAUGAAAGGGGAAGGGUGAAAGUGAACUGACCAUUCCUAGAAGUGUUAAUUUAUGGAAGUGCUAGUGAAAAUGGUAAUGUGACAGUGUGUUGUCCGCAUACAGAGAGUGAGAGUUCCUAUAUACAGUGCAUAUAUUUAUAUAUGUGUGUAUGUGUGUGUGCGUGUGUGGGUGCGUGUGGGUGCGUGCGCAUUUGAGUUCUCUGUAUGUUAUCGUGUUUGUGAAGGUCACGUGGGACUAAAUAGUGUUAUUGUGACUCUGAUCGAAGGCAGGAGAGCACUGCUGAUCUUGGCCCUAUUUUAGCACAGAGUGCUUUCGUAGUGACUGCAAAACCGGGAACUCAUCAAGGCAGAGCUAAAUGCCACUCAUUAGAUAAUGCGGGUGGAAGUCAAACUUCGAUUCUCCUUCCACUCCCCCUUCCCCCUCCCUUCUCCGAUGCUUCCUGGCACCUCUCCCACACUCACUGGAGACACCGUAGAGCCUAGGUAAUCACAGGUGAGUCCUGAAGCUUGUGGCAUUAUGCCCUCCUUGCGGGUGGGGGCCCAUAGGAUUUUCCUGGAGCCUUUUCCAAGUUGAGUUUACAAACGGGUUUCCCUCCAACUGCCCACCCUUCUUCCCCAGGCUCUGGUUAAUGGGGCAUUAGGUAACUCUUGAAGCUCUAGGAACAUUCCGACUUGCAGAUCACCUCCAGCUUGGACCCAGUAGAACACGCCCUCCUUUAGAAUCCCACAUUCCUAUUCCAUGUCAGCUAGGACCGGGCCCUAACUGUGCUUGUGAUGCCGAGCCAAAGCAGGCCGAGCAUACUGAGCAAAAGCAGGCCGAGCGGGCUUGCAUGGCUGAAUCCUCCCCACCGCUGGGUGCUUUGCUGUUCUAUUCCGUAAAGAAAGGAAAAAAAACAAAAAAAAAAUAGGAAACAGGCAAAGAAAGACGAAAAUCCCAGAACAUUGGUGCAUUCAAUUCAUCUUUCUCUUUAUCUGUAGUUACACUUGCUGAUCCGUGCUGGUGAGCAUUUCCCUUUGUGAAACCCAACCACAGUAUUGAUACGAUUUUAUGCCUUUUAUCGAAUGACACAUUACCUCCACGCGCUCUCAGACUGAUUGUCGGAAGUGUCCUGCUGUUGCUUUCUCUCUUUCGCGGGGAGGGGGUGGGAGGGCAAGGGAUGGGUGAGCAAAGGAAAAGAAACAGUUAAGAAACUGUAAUAUGGAAGCUUAACUUUCCCGAGGUUUGCUGUUCAAGGUAUUCGAUCUUUCACUGGCUGAGCCAGAUCAUGCGGGCUUGAGAGCUUUUACUGUGAUUUCCCCAAUGUAAAGACAAACAAGACUGUGUUUAUAUGAUUUGUAUAAAACAUUUUUAAAUUACUAUUUAAUAAACAUUAUACCAGAAGUUU